Messenger RNA from Cetraspora pellucida, 2304 nucleotides. The record is from the annotation of a GenBank genome assembly. NCBI's taxonomy places the organism in Eukaryota, Fungi, Glomeromycota, Glomeromycetes, Diversisporales, Gigasporaceae.
AUGACAAAUAGUUCAAAGGUUUCUCUUCAUAAUUUGAAUAGUUCACAAUUUAAACAAGUUGUGAACGAAAAAAAAUCAAAGAAAAGCAAGAAUAAGGGGAAAAAAGGAAGAAAUGCCUAUCCGACCGUGACAUCAAGUAUACCUAUGGCCUGCAAGGAACAAAAUUGUCAUCUGGUACCUCUUCGCACCUCCGAAAAUUAUCCUUCCGAGAAUUGUUUACCUGUAUUGCCACGGUGUAAUGACCUUCCAAUACCUAAACUUCUCAAUGAUCAAAAUCGUAAAGAUUCAAUAAAUACCAAAGAGCACUCAUCUGAAGAGACAAACCUCAUUGAGAUAAAUUUACCUCCAAAUUGUAAUUCUAUUCACCGUUUUCAUCGUGUUAUAAAAAUAGAUGAAAUAGGCAAGAUCAUGAUAAAGAUCAUUCAUCCUGACAACUCUGCAACUUAUUUAAUGGAUAUUAUCAAUCAAAGUAAUACUAGUGAAAUCAAACAACCUCCUUCAAUCAUACCAGAUUAUAUCGUUAUCAAAAUUCCUGGUAUGGAUUUUCCUGUAUUGGUAUAUCCUAAUCAUGAUGAAUGUGGAAACCCAAUGGUGAUUUCAAUGGAUUCUCAUUCUAAAUGUUCAAUAUGUUCACCAUCUUCCUCUCUAGAAAAUUUAGACAAAUCUAGUAUAUGUCCAAAAGAACUAUCACACACGAUGUCUCGUGAUCACGUGCCAUCCGAUACUGUAUCCGAGACUGUAAAUGAUGUUCAACCAAAUUUAAGUUCCUCUGAUUGUUUGCUUGAUGCAACCUCUUCUACUUUUGAAAUAGAAAUAAACUCCAAAGUUCAAUCCACAACCACAUGUUUUCCUAAUGAACAAUAUAAUAUACAAGAAUCUUCUUUUGAUGUGAACUUACCUCCUCAUGGUUGCUAUCAUAUCAAUGGUGUCAAUGGUGUCAAUGGAUUCAAUGAUAACACUAUUUUGAUUGAAAAUUUCACAAAUGAUAUGUUUCAACUAUCAGAAAAUGAAAUAGUUUCUUCGUCAGAACUGGAUCUGACCCCUGAUGGUUUAAUGGUAAAAUUACCAACUAAUUCUAAUAAACAAUUGAAAAUUCAUUCAAAAGCUCCUGUACCAAGUAUUGUUACCAAAAACCUUCCUACAACCUUUGUUGAAGAAGAAUAUGCUGAUGAUGAUGGUUCUGAAUUACCUCGAUCUUCUUUAUCAUCACCUCAUUCAACUAUUUCAUCUACUUCCUUUUCAAUGUCUGUACUUUCAACCACUUCAACUUAUGCUGAAUCAAUCAAUACUGUAAUAUCAACUUCUUAUAUACAAACUAUUGAUAAAUCAAUCAUUUCAUCAUCUACCUAUUCCGCUUCAUCAUCAUUCAAUCACUCUCCAGAAUUCAAGGCUAACGAUGAUCAUAUUGCCGAUCAAUACUUUGAUGAAAUCCCUUAUAAACAAGAGAGUGGUAAUUUAUGUUAUUUAUCGGAGCGAUCCAUAUCACCCGAACAUUUAUCACCGGUGAUGGAAGAAGAUGAAACUUUGAUUGCAAUACAAAAUAGUCAAGUAUCCGAUUGUUCCACAUUAAAUGAUUAUGAUAUAAAGCAAUUAAGUGAUUCCGAAGAUCAACAUAUCGAUUCACAUGCUCAGGAUGACAGUGAUUUAGAACAUUCUUGUGAUGAAUGCAUCAUUAAAUCUGAAAUCAAUUCUGAAGUUGAUCAUUAUUCUGAUAAUUAUUCUGAUAAUUAUCCUGAUAAUCAUUGUUCUGAACUUGAUGCUAUUGAUGAAUAUAUGCAGACUCUCAAUCUUGAAAAUAAAGAAGAAGAAUAUGAAGCAAUACGUCUUCGUCAUCAAUUAAAGAUUAUUCGGGAAGCUCCUUACCCCGUAGAACUUCCUUUAUCCAAUUCUUGUUGUUCGACCGUACCUGAACUAUGUGAACAAUAUAAGGCAUUGACUUCAUAUAUCAAGCCUAGUGACUUGAAAAUUGAUUCAAAUCUAAAUUUCUUUAAGGAUGACAUUCAACCAAUGUGGGAAGAUGUACGAAAUGAAGGGGGUGGUAAAUUAACCUUAUGUCCUCCUAGAAGACAAUUAGAUUCCUUGUGGGACACAGUUGUUAUGCUUCUUGCGGGGAAUAUGUUUGAUUGCAGUGAUAAUAUUUGCGGUGCUAUAUGUGCUCGUCGUAGUCGAGGUGACCGCGUUGAAAUAUGGAUGGGUAGUCAGAUAACUAGUGAGGAUGUCGAAAAAAUAAAGUUACAACUCUCUAAAGAAUUGGGAUCUAGGCAUGUUAUGAAUUUACCUUAUAAGAAGCAUCAUGAAAAGUAA